AUGCAACAUGCGCAGCCUGAGCGACGAGCGGAUGGGCGCAACGUGGCGCAAGCCGCUUUCGAGGAAAGCGAAUUUCGUCGCUUAAUUGAUUGUGACAGUGCGCUAGAGCGCACGCCAAUGAAAAUCGUCGAAUUGUUCGGAAUGGUACUGUUUGGAGCUGGGAGUUUCCGGCGCGCCGAAGCACAGGAGCGGGUUAAUCAAGGUGCGGCGGAGGCACAAGCCGUGUUGCAAGCACAGGCACAAGCGGAAGCUCAAGCGCAAGCAGCGUAUCAAACUCGGGCGCAUCAUCAACGAGCACCGCCCCCAACGCCGUACGCAGUCCCUGGCUGUUUGCUGGGUCUUUUUGGGCACUGUGUGCUUGCCGUUCUAGACUCAAAGUUGAUAAACGAAAAGUUUAGUGAAGUGGAGCAAUACAAAGGACUAAGAAGUGAAUUUUGCCAGUAG
This is a messenger RNA of Peronospora farinosa, 444 nucleotides long. The record is from the annotation of a GenBank genome assembly. Lineage: Eukaryota; Oomycota; Peronosporomycetes; Peronosporales; Peronosporaceae.